UGACAGAUGAUGUGGCCUACGGUCUUGUCUAGUAUUUUAUGAAUUUAUUUUAUUAUUAAUUGAAUAAUAAUGCUAAAAUGUAUCUUUCAGUAAUUGUAUUUAUAUUUCUAAUUUCUACUUACCACUGUAAAUUACCCGAAAAAGUUUUAUGUGCCAAUGAAGAAUGUAACAAGCCAAUAUCGAAAGCAACAACUCUAUUAAACUACAACAGCCCGGAUUCUGAGUAUAUUUCAUUUAAAUCUAAAAGUGAAGCUCUAAUAUAUAUGAAAUCAGUUGAAACUAAUCCAGACAUUUGGUUUGCAAGUAUAAAUGGUAAAAAUGGGUUUGUUAAUCCAAGAUUUCUGAAAGAGAUUAAAAUUAUUGAGAAAACCCCACUGACACUCCCAACAGUUAAUUUAAUCAGUAAAAAACCAGAGGUUCAGCCGGACAGAGUAAAGAAACCUCAUGAAGUGUUUGAAGGUACAACCAUUUUUACCACAGAGUCAUCCACAUCAUCCGAUACUGAAUACUCUGAAAGCCUUGCUUUAAAUGACCAAAAUAAAUUACCUUCCACAGGGGUCGAAAACAUAGAAAGUAAUUCAAUUCAAAAAUUUUUUGAACCUCAAAAUGUGCCAGUUGUAACCUCGGCUGAAAUAUCUGAUAAUGAUGCAUCUAAUAAUGUCAGCACUCCAACUAAUGUGGAAAGUAAUUUACCUGAAGCAUCUGGUAUAAAUGAACAAAGUGUUGGCAGUAAUGAAAAAACUACAAAUGAUACUGAAAAUGUAUCUAUUGAUGCAAAUACAGAACCAGAAAAGCUUAGUUUGAUUGACCAGAGUUCAUCUCCUUCUAACAAUUUCAAUGACCAAAGUGUGGUAAUUCAAACAAACAAUGAUAAUAACCUUAAUGUUGGCAGUAAUGAUAAAACUACAAACGAUAAUGAAAAUGUAUCUAUUGAUGCAAAUACGGAACCAGAAAAGCUUAGUUUGAUUGACCAGAGUUUAUCUCCUUCUAACAAUUUAAAUGACCAAAGUGUGGUAAGUCAAACAAACAAUGAUAAUAAACUUAAUAUAUUACCUACUGAACCUACUGUUGUUGCUGUAAACGAAGUAAAUGAUAAUAUUAUUAACUCUAAAACUGAAAUGCAAAGUAAAAUAGACAAUAGUAACAGCAAUAUUUCUAACCCAAAUGAAGAGAAAAACAAAGAAGAACAGCCUAGAAAAAUAGACGAAAACCAAUCAAAAGAUUCAGAAAAUUUACCUUUAGAGGUAUCUACAGAACAUAUUGUGCCAUCAAGUGAAAUAAAUCAAAAUGUAAUUCAGACAAUACCAGAAACAACCCCCGUACCUCAAGUGCCUGAACUAACAGAACACAAUACUCUUACAUCUUCUAACAAUGUGCCUAAUAAUGAAAUUUUACCAAAUAUUAAUAUUACACCGGAAAAUCCUCUACCAAUUGAGUUUGUGCCUACAGAGAUUCCUCCAAUGACUGAGCCUCCGCCAACUGUAACAGGAAGCCCUGUUGAAGAAGUGCCUAGCAAUAUUGUUGAAACUGUUACAUCAGUGCCUGAAAUACCUAUACAGUUUAGUGAUAUUGCACCAAGCACCCCACCUGUUGAAACUAAUCCUCCAGAACCCGUACCAACUAUACCAGAAGUGCCCGUAGUUCAACCUGUAAUUUCAGCACCAGACUAUAGUUCAUCAGAAACUGUUUUAAAUUCACAAUACACAACAGAAACCAUACCAGCCAUUGAAACAAGCACUGAGUCCCAUGUUAUUAUUGAUGAUAGAUCUUCUGAGUCUGAUAUCCCAACUUCAAUACCAGAGGAAACACCAAAUACUUAUGAUUCAAGUGAGUCAAGUGAGAAUCUUAUCAAUGAAAUAUUUACUGAAGCAACUACCCAAGCCCCAGUUGAAGACGCUACUGAAGGUUUCUUCUCAAAUAUUUAUACAACAAUUGCUGAUAUGAUGCCACCGUCAACUGAACAGCCACCACCAGAAAAUGUUUUUAAUCCUGAUUAUGUUCAAAAGACUGAAAAUGAACCUGAGGAGACUGAAAGUUUCUCUUUUAUGAAUUACUUGUGGGUGACAUACACUUCUGUAAUGGGAGCAAAGGAUGAAACUAGUGCUUUAUUUCCUGUUGUUGGUGAAACAUGUUAUACAGAUGAAUAUUGUGAUGGCACAGGCAAUAAUCACAACCGGUUUCUCACAUUUCUUCUAACAACUGCCAGUACAAUAUUGCUUUUCACGCUUGGUUAUUACUACAUAGACAAUAAAAGACAAGACAGUAGGCUCAUUGGAAAUAUUAAUAACCUGCAAAGGGAGCUGCUUUUUGCUACGAAGGAGUGUGAGAUCCUUAAAGAGGAGCUUACUACUACUAAAACAAAGUUAGCUGGAAUCGAGGACAAUUCAUUUGGUAUGGAUGACAUGGUGCAGUCAUUGAAGGAGGAAAUCAACGAAUUGAAGGAACAGAACGAAAGAUUGAGAAACUCAUUGGAUGACAAUGAGAAAUUGUUGAGAGUUUCUGAAAACACAGCGAGCGAAUUACAAAAUACGCUAGGUGAAGUGGAGAAUACGCUCAGUGAAUUAAUGGAAGAGAGGUCUAAUUCAGAGGAACAAAUUGCUGAGUUAAACGAAAAAAUACGAGCUUUCGAAGAAGAACUUAUAUCAGUUAGUAGAGAUAGAGACAACUUCCAACUAAAGUAUGUGUCCGCUGAGAAUGCCUUGGAGGAAUUCAACAAACAGAAAAAAGUUUUGGAGGAACUGAACAAGAAACUUGUCGAAGCAAACAACACUAUUGAGUUGCAGAGACAUGAAAUUGUCGCACUAAAGGAUACCAUCAAGGAAAUAAAAAGUGGAUCAUCAUCUAACGUGGAUGUGAACUCUUUGAUAGAUCACACUGAGAUCAAAGCUAAGCUCGCCAAAGCUCUAGAGGAGAAGAACUCAUAUAUGAGCAAGUAUGAGUUGGCGCACAAAGAACAAACUCGGCUGGCAGAAGAGUUGAAGGCGACGCAAGAGUCCUACCAGACCACCAGUCAGCAAGCCACAGAGGCCGUCACUCGACUAGAAGUGUUGGGCAAAUACUUCCAAGAAAGAGAAAGUGAACUCAUGAAGGAGUUGAGUGCGAAGGAAUCGUUGUAUCUUAGCAAACAGGGAGAAUCUGCUAGUACCGUCGAGAAGAUGGAUUUAUUACAGCAGGAAAUACAGAGAUACAAGGAAAAAUGCGAUGCGUUAACACUCUCGUUGGCCGAACUUGAGUCAGCGAAGCGCGCGGCAGUGAGUGAAUUCGAGACGCGUGCGCACCAGGCGUGGCUCGAGGCGCGGGCGGCGCGGCGCGACGCGGACGCUGCAGCUGCGGACGCCGCGGCGUUACGACGCAAACUAGUCGCAGUGUCACACGCUGAUGGCGCCGCGUCGCCGCACAGACAGGUAGCGUCGCCGCUAGAGGCGGAGGGUGCGCCGGUGCCGCCGCUGCCGCUGGCGUUCCUGCCGCCGCCGCUGCUGCCGCCGCUCGCGCGCCCGCCGCCACUCGGACGCUUGCCCUCGCCACCGCUGCCGCCCAGAUUCGGCGAGCGCCGCUUCUCCCCCGAUUCGCGCUACUCGCCCGAGACGCGCUACUCGCCGGAGUCCCGCUACUCGCCCGAGUCGCGCUACUCUCCCACUCGCGCGCGCUACUCGCCCGAGCGGGGCUACUCGCCGCGCCGCCGGUCGCCCUACUCCUCGCGAUCUAGGAGAAGAUCUAUCGAUAGGUACAGCUCGCGGGGGUCGCGGCGUAACGGCGACACGGAGACGGAGUACAACAGCGACAGCCCCUCCCGCCGCCCGCGACGCCGCUACUCCAGGCGGUCAGAUAGUUCCGGUUCGGGCUGCUCGACGGAGUCGGAGAAGUAGCGCGAGUGUUCGACAAUAAGGUCAUGCUAUUUAUUACUUUGGUAUAGGGAUUGUACUGAAUAUCGAGAGCGGACAGGGCGUGUAAAAUUGUAAAUAUGCUGUACGAUUCGAUAGUAUUGAACGCGAUGCAAUAAAUAUUAUUAUAUUACGAUAUUGUUAUUGAAAGUUUUAUACAAUCCCAACGUGAGAAAAUUCGAAUCUUCCUAGAGCACUGAUGUUUUUGUUAGUUAUCACUACCAAAGUAAGGAAGAUAAAUUGAUAUUACACGAUGAAUUUCAUAUGAACUGGAACGGCUUAACAUAGGUACUAUUACUGGUUAUAGAAUGAUUUUAAAUGUUGCUUUAAUUUUACUUUAUUAUUGCAUAAAAUAUGUGAAUAAUGUUUUGUGUAGACGUGACAUUUUAUUACACUUACUAUUUCGAUAGUAGAAUAAUACUGAAAAUCUCUUAAAGUUCCUUUAGAAAAGAAUAGCUUUUUUUUAAUUAACUUACUUCCGUUUAUUGAAUACAAGGUACUUAUUACUAAAAAUACAAUUAUUCAGCCACCGAAAAGUCAUCGAUGUUAUCUUUGUAGAACUAGGUAUUAUUAAUUACAUUCUGUAAAUUUGUCUGUAUCUAAUAUACUAUUCAUUGUUUUA
Molecule: messenger RNA, 4503 nt
Organism: Aricia agestis (brown argus)
Lineage: Eukaryota; Metazoa; Arthropoda; Insecta; Lepidoptera; Lycaenidae
Gene: Tango1
Product: transport and Golgi organization protein 1
Exons: 13
Coding region: 78-3866 (1262 amino acids)
Biological process (GO): vesicle cargo loading; endoplasmic reticulum to Golgi vesicle-mediated transport; protein secretion
Cellular component (GO): endoplasmic reticulum exit site; endoplasmic reticulum membrane
Source: RefSeq, a predicted model, not a curated record